This is a messenger RNA of Caenorhabditis remanei, 903 nucleotides long. RefSeq lists its product as uncharacterized. The coding region runs from base 1 to 903 and encodes 300 amino acids. The transcript is spliced from 5 exons. Gene Ontology annotation, biological process: detection of chemical stimulus involved in sensory perception. Gene Ontology annotation, molecular function: olfactory receptor activity. The record is from RefSeq and is a predicted model, not a curated record. Lineage: Eukaryota; Metazoa; Nematoda; Chromadorea; Rhabditida; Rhabditidae.
AUGAUCAUUUCAUUUGGUUUAGCCACAGUAUAUGUGGUAAACUUUUUCGGUUUGUGGUAUCGGAUGAUAUGGAAGAAGGAAAACUGUGAAUAUGUAAUUCAAAUGGGAGAUUGUUUUUACAUACGAGCGUUCUUUUUGGGAUUCUUCUGCUUGAUACCGUUAAAUCAUGUUGCAAUGAACUUCGAACGUUUCUGGGCCACAAUCCGUCUUUCAAAAUAUGAAAAAUCAAAUUCAAUACUUGGAAUAUCACUUAUUUUUAUUAUGGUCUUUGUUGCAACUCUCAUAGUAUAUCUUGUCAUGCUACCUGAAGAUUUCACUGAGUACGCUCCAACUUGCUUGUCAUUUUCCGCCACUCGUAUCGGAAACAAUAUUUAUUUCUUAUACAUUAGUCAGGGCAUAAUGGAGAUUUCAAUGAUUGUUGUACUUCAACUUCUAGUUUUGUUCAACAAGAAAAGAAAGUUGGACAUCAUCGACGAAAAUCUUUCCAAGAAAUUUCAACGGAAUGAGAACCUAGCAGUGCUACAGCAAAUAGGACCAUUAAUUAUUGUUACUGCAGCGGUUAUUGGUGCAUACAACGGGGUUGCUCUUCUAAUCCGCCCGUUUCGUGAUCAUUUCACCAAGAAUCAGUAUAUUAUUAUUGUGUUUGGAAUUUUCAUCAUCCCCUAUCUUCCAUUCCUUCUCACCUACUUCUCCUACCGUACAAUUCAAAAACAUUUGAAAGACCGGGAAAUGCUAGCCAAGCAAGCGGUGGAGAUUGAUGUAAUUGCUAACGCAAACUUCUCGAAUGAUCAAUUGUUGUGGGACACGUAUUAUAUUGCAAAGUAUGGAAAAAAGCAGCCGAAAAUUAGUACAGUUAGAUGUUGGAAGAAGUACUUCAGUAACCGAAUCGAAAAUCACCAGUAA